Durio zibethinus is the source of this 2142-nucleotide messenger RNA. RefSeq names its product equilibrative nucleotide transporter 3-like. NCBI's taxonomy places the organism in Eukaryota, Viridiplantae, Streptophyta, Magnoliopsida, Malvales, Malvaceae. Gene Ontology annotation, molecular function: nucleoside transmembrane transporter activity. Gene Ontology annotation, biological process: nucleoside transmembrane transport. The record is from RefSeq and is a predicted model, not a curated record. Gene Ontology annotation, cellular component: plasma membrane.
AUGACCCACAAAUAUCAAAAUUCAAAAAGAUUGAAAAGCAGCAAAUACCCUUCUUUUCCUAAACCAGGAAUUUUCAUCAGUUACAGUUCCUUGGAAGAAAGAAACUGCCCCGUCUCUAACACUGCUUUGCUGGGCCUUUUUUUUUUUUUUUUUUCUCCAUAUGACAUAACCAAAAGUGGACUUUUACAAAGUUCCUGUUUGUUCUAUCUGGUGUAAGUGAAUCAUAAAUGCAGAUUCCAGAUUCUUGUGAACGUGAAAAGAAUCUCUUCAACAAGUAGAGUUGGAUCUCUAUGACUUUUAGCUUUCUUCUUCUUUUUCAAUUGAUUGUUAUCCCUGCGUCCCACAGAGAUGCUUUUCUGCACUUUCGAUUGUUCUAAACACAGCUUUUUGAUUUCGAUUGCUGGCUUUGACUUGCUACGCUGCACUCAUACUCGAGAAUAAUUGAUUUAAGUUUGGUGUAAUAGUUCAUACUCGACGAUAAUUGAUUCGACUGUUAGAGUGAUGAGGUUUAGUUCAUGCCGUUAUCAUUGGAUAUUAAGCAGCUUUAAGUCCUAGAAGCUGUACGAGGCAUUUCACAGAGAGCAAUUAUGGUUUUCCCUGAUGAGGCUUCUCAAAGGCUUGAGGGGAAGUAUGCUGCGUUGGUUGUAUGUUGGCUUCUUGGAAAUGGCUGUCUCUUUUCAUGGAAUAGUAUGCUGACAAUAGAAGAUUACUAUGGUUAUUUGUUUCCGCAUUAUCACCCCUCAAGGAUCCUUACUCUUGUUUAUCAGCCAUUUGCACUUGGAACACUUGCAAUACUGGCUUACAACGAGGCAAAAAUUAACACUAGAAGAAGGAAUCUAUUUGGAUAUACCCUGUUUUUCUUAAGUUCCCUUGCGGUUUUAGUUUUGGAUUUAGCUACUUCUGGAAAAGGAGGAAUUGGAACUUUCAUAGGAAUUUGCGUCAUUAGUGGUGCGUUUGGGGUUGCAGAUGCUCAUGUGCAAGGUGGAAUGAUUGGAGAUCUCUCCUACAUGAAGCCUGAAUUUAUUCAAUCGUUUGUUGCUGGUUUGGCUGCAUCAGGGGCUAUUACCUCUGCUUUGAGGUUAAUCACAAAAGCGGCAUUUGAGAAUUCGAAGGACGGUCUUCGCAAAGGGGCCAUUCUAUUCUUUGCCAUCUCUGCAGCUUUUGAGCUUCUCUGUGUUCUUCUCUAUGCAUAUGUAUUUCCAAAACUACCCAUUGUGAAGUACUAUCGCUCAAAGGCAGCCUCCGAAGGAUCUAAAACUGUUGCAGCUGAUCUGGCUGCUGGUGGCAUCCAAACAUUGCCCCAAAAUGCUGAGAUAGAUCCGAAACACCAGGUACGGCUGAGCAACAAAAAGUUACUACUUCAGAACAUUGAUUAUGCGGUCGACAUGUUCCUGAUAUAUGUGCUGACAUUGUCCAUUUUCCCGGGAUUCUUGUCAGAAGAUACUGGAAAACAUAGUUUAGGUACCUGGUAUGCGCUUGUUUUGAUAGCAAUGUAUAAUGUCUGGGAUCUUAUUGGGAGAUACAUUCCUCUAGUAAAAUCCUUGAAGCUGGAAUCACGGAAAGGUCUCAUGGUAGCAAUACUUUCUCGUUUUUUGCUCAUCCCAGCAUUUUAUUUCACAGCUAAAUAUGGUGAUCAAGGCUGGAUGAUCAUGCUAACAAGCCUUUUGGGCCUAACUAAUGGAUACCUCACUGUCUGCAUCCUAACUUCUGCACCCAAGGGCUAUAAGGGACCUGAGCAGAAUGCAUUAGGAAAUUUGCUUGUUUUGUUUCUCCUGGGAGGUAUCUUCGCAGGCGUCACGCUUGACUGGUUAUGGCUCAUAGGCAAGGGAUGGUAAACUUUGGUUCUCAGCUGGUUUUAGGAAUGAGAGACAUGUUUCUCAUUUAUAGAAUGGUGAUUUUUAGAAUGGACAAAAAUAAUGAUUUAUCUGUUUCAAACUUGGUGACAUGGUGAAAUUUUUCAAUAGUUCAGAACUCUAUGCAGCAAUGCUUAAAUUUCUUGUUCUGAUAGUGCCAAAUUCAGAUUGCUUCGUAAAUUCCCUUGUAUUUAUCAACUUCAUGCUUAAGAUUAGUGAAUGUUUCACUGUCUUUUAUUAGUCUAUAUAAAUAUCAAAACUUAUGCCAAGUGGGCUCAUGAAGCCCGUA